Molecule: messenger RNA, 1869 nt
Organism: Vitis vinifera (wine grape)
Lineage: Eukaryota; Viridiplantae; Streptophyta; Magnoliopsida; Vitales; Vitaceae
Product: cathepsin B-like protease 3
Exons: 10
Coding region: 369-1445 (358 amino acids)
Biological process (GO): regulation of catalytic activity
Cellular component (GO): lysosome
Molecular function (GO): cysteine-type endopeptidase activity
Source: RefSeq, a predicted model, not a curated record
AAAAACGAAAACACUUUUCGUCCCGACGAUAAAAUCUAAUCGAAACCAGAGAGACUGAUUUAUUGACAUAAUUAUCUUUAUUGUUAAAAGAAAUUUAUAAAUGGAAGCAGAGAAUUUGGGGGAAGGGAAUGGUUCAAAUGGAGAGGAUCCAGACGCCCGAUAGAGUAGCUGGCGUCACGGAGGCCUAACACCGUUGAUUUUGACCCUUGACGUCAGAAGGACAAAGGAGAGAAUAUUUCUGUACACGUGGAUGGAUAUGAUAGCAUGUUAUGGACAUUUGACUCCCGGGUUAUCCUCCUCCAGAAUUGGGCUCUGGCACGGCAAGUUCGGAGGCGAUCAGUUGUCAGCGAUCUGAGGGAGGGGAAGACAUGGCGAUGAAUCAGCUGUGCUUGGCGACGAUUCUUCUACUUUUGGGGGCCAUCUCCACGUUUCACCCGGAGGUUGUUGCUCUGAAAUCAGUCUCUCAGCUCAAGUUUAACACUAAGAUUCUUCAGGAGUCGAUGGUUGAGCUGAUAAAUGCAAAUCCCAAGGCUGGGUGGAAAGCUGCCAUGAAUCCUCGUUUCUCCAAUUACUCUGUUGGCCAAUUUAUGCACCUUCUUGGAGUCAAACCAACACUUCAGAAGGAUUUGGAGGGUGUUCCUGUCAUAACUCAUCCAAAAACUUUAAAGCUUCCAAAACAUUUUGAUGCAAGAACAGCUUGGCCUCAAUGUAGCACCAUCGGGAAAAUUCUUGAUCAGGGUCAUUGUGGCUCUUGUUGGGCUUUUGGUGCUGUUGAAUCGCUGUCAGAUCGUUUUUGUAUCCAUUUUGGCAUGAAUAUUUCUCUCUCUGUAAAUGAUCUCUUAGCAUGCUGUGGCUUUUUGUGUGGAAGUGGUUGUGAUGGGGGUUAUCCUCUUUAUGCAUGGCGAUAUUUUAUUCACCAUGGUGUUGUCACUGAGGAGUGUGACCCAUACUUUGAUGCUACUGGCUGUUCUCACCCUGGUUGUGAACCUGGAUAUCCCACCCCAAAGUGUGUGAGGAAGUGCACUGAUGAAAACCAACUGUGGAGAAAGGCAAAGCGUUAUGGUCAAAGUGCAUAUAGAAUCAGUUCUGAUCCCUACCAAAUUAUGGCAGAAGUGUACAAGAAUGGACCUGUUGAGGUUGCCUUCACUGUUUAUGAGGAUUUUGCUCAUUAUGAGUCAGGAGUUUACAGAUACACCACAGGCGAUGUCAUGGGAGGUCAUGCCGUUAAGCUGAUAGGUUGGGGAACCACCGAUGAUGGGGAGGAUUAUUGGAUUCUUGCAAACCAGUGGAACAGAAACUGGGGCGAUGAUGGUUACUUCAUGAUCCGAAGAGGAGUAAAUGAGUGUGGCAUCGAAGAGGGCGUGGUUGCUGGUUUGCCUUCUUCCAAAAACUUGAUGAUUGGAGACUUUGAAAGUGUGGAUGCUGAUCGCCAUGUCUCAAUUUGAGGAGUUAUUAUUCUAAAUGCUGAUAGUGUUACAAGCUGAAACUUUAAUAUCUUAAUCGGGCUGUGCUGUUUGUAUAUGAAAAGAUGGAAAGAAUCCCUCAUAAAUUCAUGAAUUAUUAUAAAUAUGGAAUGAAUUUGAAACUUAUGUGUUUUAUAUGGAAAAAAAGGGGAAAAAAGGGAGAAAAUCUAUAGCAAUAUUUAUUCUUGGCUGGCCUGGCCUGGCCUGGCUGGCGGGGUGCGCCUUUGAUGAAAAUUUUGGAUAGUAGGAAUCUUGAUUACUGUUCAGGCAUCUCCCCAUGGAGUAUCGGCCGAUGAUAAAUAAAAGGUUGUUGGAGAGGAAGAGGAACAUCAUAAGUAUGGGACUGUACAAUAAUUCUGUAAAUAUAAAAAUACCUUUAAUGAUGAAAAUGAGAAUGUUUUCUUUA